Molecule: messenger RNA, 6841 nt
Organism: Haliotis rubra (blacklip abalone)
Lineage: Eukaryota; Metazoa; Mollusca; Gastropoda; Lepetellida; Haliotidae
Product: innexin unc-9-like
Exons: 2
Coding region: 777-2003 (408 amino acids)
Source: RefSeq, a predicted model, not a curated record
CUGUAGCUGGUCCAAACUGUGAAUAUGUGACUCGGUGGAAGAAACCGUUACGUAAAAUGGUUCUCAUCUCUGAGAGAACAAUUUACGAGAAUAGUGUAUCGAGCUACUGUUUUGUGCACCAUUAACAAUAUCGCUUUCUGUGACCGCGGACUAUUUUGAAUGGAUCGAUUAUUUUUCGGUGGCUUUUAUGAGACCAGUGGCUAAACGGCUGUCGCGGGCUUAAUUGAAAGUACGGACUUAAAGGGAGUGACAUUUCUGACAACUGUUCUCGUUCCAGCAACCAGUAGGAGCUUGCUAUGUCAUUUAUCUUCGCCGAUGUCGGGAUGUAAUUUACAAUCAGGUGUAUUGGACAUCGAUACGUGGAGGUCAUCAUGUUGAAAUGUGUAACAAGUGGACAAGCAUGACUCUCUUCUCUUGGAAAGACAACGUACUGUGUUUUGAAGAGAAUGUGCUUCUGAAUGGAUACUCUAAACAUUUGUCUUCCAAAUGAUUCUCGGUUUUGUAGAUGAAUCAAACUCUGUCAAAUCAAGGUGACCAAACGGAGUAACGUAUGUCACGCAGAUACAGAUCUGAACGAAAAGGAACCUUAAUGAAUUAGGGAUAUCGUCAUCUGUAGUUGAUACAAAGUCCUACAGAUCACAAAGAUCACACAGAAAAUAGGUACACCGCCUGUUAAGCUGUCUGGAGUGUUGGGGUACAACACGUGGAACCGACUUCACGACAUCUCAGGGAUUACUGAAUGGGAAAACACUUGGAUUUACCGUUAGACCAGCAGGAUGGUGUUUAUGAUGGACAGUAUUAUUGGGUCUGUAGGACGAGUUGCCAACGUAAAAGUUCGCAAUGAUGACGAUCUGAUUGACCGAGUGAACCAUCUUUACACAACAGGAAUACUCAUCAUCUUCACGGUGGUCGUGAGUGCUCGACAGUACGUAGGCGACCCAAUCAGGUGCUGGUGCCCUGCCCAGUUCACAGGGGCACAUGUCGACUACGCUAAUAACAUCUGCUGGAUCUCCAAUACAUAUUACAUCCCCAUGAAUGAAGUCAUCCCUGUUGAGCAUCACAAGCGAACCGAAAAAGAGCUCACCUACUACCAGUGGGUACCAGUUGUGCUCCUUAUCCAAGCACUCAUGUUCUACAUCCCAUGCAUUAUAUGGAGACUCCUUAAUGGUCAGUCUGGCAUCAACGUGGACAGGAUUGUAGGGCUGGCCAGUGAUGCCCAAUAUGAAAGUCCAGAGAUAAGAAUAAGGACUAUAAAAUACGUGGUGAGGCAUAUUGACAGGUGUUUGGACAACCAGAGAGAAAGUAGGCAUACUUGCUGUGUACAACUGAGACACAUCUUGUCAGCUAAACUGUCUCUUCUUUGUGGCAAGCGGUACGGAAACUAUCUGGUAGCUGUGUAUCUGUUCAUGAAGGUGAUGUACAUAUCCAACGCAAUUGGUCAGUUGUUCAUGCUGAAUGAAUUCUUGUCCACAGAAUAUAAUAUUUAUGGAUUCCAGGUUCUUCAAGACCUCAUCGUUGGUGAUGAGUGGACGGCCUCGCACCGAUUUCCACGAGUGACAAUGUGUGACUUUGACAUUAGACAGAUGCAGAAUAUCCAUCGUCACUCCGUCCAAUGUGUGCUGCCUAUCAACUUAUUUAAUGAGAAAAUCUACAUCUUCAUGUGGUUUUGGUUAGUGUUUGUGUCAAUACUUACCUGUUACAGUUUUGUCUCUUGGCUGUGGCAUAUGGUGUUUCCGACGUCACGGAUGCAGUAUGUGAAAAAGUUUUUAAAAAUCAUGGACCGAUUAGGAACUGGUCCUGACAAAAAGCUAGCUAACAGAUUCACUAUCGAAUACCUUCGACAUGAUGGUGUUUUUACACUUCGCCUCAUAGGCAAAAACUCGAGUGAUAUUGUUGUAGCGGAAAUCGUUUCUGGACUAUGGGACAUGUACAGAAGCAAAAAGUCUAUACAGAUUCGAAACACUACCGGCAACGGUCAUGAUAUGGAAGGAGAAGAUGUGUAAACGCCAGAACCGACGGAUAUGAUGUCAUAUGCACCUUGUGUACUCCACAGUGCCAAUUCGUAGUGGUCUGCUGUCCGUGUGCGUAGAAAUGGCCAACAUGAUCAGGUCAUGACGCUUACAAUGGACGAUGGACGACCGAUGGUUGUUGGACGAAGGAGCCCUGUGAGGCUUUCAGACUGGUUUGGCGCAUUUUAAGCGCCGGGUGACCCUGUAACAUCGGCUGUAGUCCUGUGACCAUAAUUUCGGGUGAAGCCAAGUAGAUUAGGGAAAUGUGCUCUCAUUCGUGAUUUGCUCUGCGUUUAUAUUCGAGACAGACAUAUUUAUGUAGUCUGGGCGAUAUAUUAGUCUGAAUUUCCUUAGUGGCAAUUUAUUGUGAUUCGGUACUCAUACGUACUCUGUUUGUGAUAGAUCAGAUAAAAUGGUAUUUUUUAUAAAUCUAAAGUAAACUUAAAUAUAUUCAGUGGAGAAUUGUACUGGUUGAUUGACGUAUUAAGAAACGUUAUUAAUUCUUUCUCAAUUAAGGUUUGUUUUGUACUAUAAAACGGGAGUAUGGAGUAAUCUGUAAUGCACUUUUUAUAAGUAAUUAGAUAUUAGUAGAAUACCUACAAUGCAGUGUAACAUGAUAUACAAUUUUAUAGAUGCAUAUCAUAAUUUGCUCGUAAAAAAUAUGCUUCCUUCGUAUUUUCAGAUUGUGAUAUCCCCGUAUGUGAUCGAUUGUUGUUGGUUGCUAUGGUUACAAAGAUUGCUCUGAUUGGCUGUUACGGGAAGUGACGGGUUAAAUUCUGGUUGUGUCGAUAUCCAAAUGAGCCCGGCUUUUGCCGAUGAGAGGGUUGUGAUAGUUUGUUUACCUCACGAACUUCUGCUCACUUACUUAGUAUGGAAGUAUCCUAUACUGACCUGUAUAUAGCAGUAAAUUUAAUAUAUUUAUGACCACAACAAAUCAAUACUUGUCCGUCGAAUGUUUCGUAAAAUAAAUGAAAUGGUUGGAUUUGAAGGCCGCUUGGAAGGGUAUUUUUAGGAAUAUAAAGUCGAUUCGGUUGUCGGCCAAAAUGAACAUCUUGACAUUUGCAAGCUAUGAAAGCAAAUACGUCACCCAAACGUUAGGGAUCCUAUACAAAAAUCACUGUAAAUGUGAAGUUCGUUUCCCCAAGCAGCGGAUCAUGGCAGUUAAGGGGGGUACCUCUGCUCAACAAAUACCAGCACGUUGAACAAAACGUGAACCAUGACUUGUAAAUAGAUAAUAUGAAUAUAAGCAACAACUUUGUAAAUAUUUUCCUAUUUGUUUAGACGGGAUUAGACAAACACUACAUCUAAGUGAGUGAGGCAGGUAAAACAUAAUGUCACAUAUUUCAUCUAAAACCGUGACUUUGACAUACCCGUGGCAGUGUUAGCGUCUAAGCAUGUGUAAACGUUUGAAUUGUUUUUUCUUUCGUUUAGCGAAGCAUCGAUUCAGUUCUAGUAUUUAUGUGUUGAAAAUGAAGAUAAUUUUUUAGUCUUCAUUUUGCCGCUGCUACCAGAAUUAAUUACCCUGACGCCAAAGUAAUUGGUUUGUUGUGGUCUUUUGUAUACAAAUGUAGAUUUAAAUGGGCGUGGUUGGCUUUGUUUCAACAUAUAUAAUACUUUGCUAUUUACUUUCCGUUCAGUAGCUAUGCACAACGUGUGCUAGAGAUUGACUUAUAUUUUCGUACAUACGUUACCGAGCUAGUUUGGCAUAUAUUGCAGCUUUGUUAUUAACCUUCUUUACGAUUUGCGUUUUUAUUUCGUGAAGUAUAUAGUUUUUGAUUAUUGAUUACAAAUCAUGAAUGACAGCACAUUACCUUUGUAGAUACCAUAGAGUGUUAUAAACACAGUAAUCGACGAAUAAUACUAACCAUGCGAUAUUUGAGACGUCAGAUCUCUUCCGUGACAGUACCAUUCCGAAACACUGUAAUUACUGCGAUUGCCUAUAAUGUUUGGUUAGUCCUUGUCGGGCCAGAAUCUUCAUACAUUGUAACUGUAACACACUAAAUCUCUGUACACUAUUUUUGUAACAUCUAAUUACUAAAGCAUUUGAUAUUUGUAGUAUCAAAGAAAUACAACGCCUGCCAUUCCCACCUACAGGAGUUCGAACCCGCGGUUUGGUCUCAUGCCAUGAGAGUGGUCAGAACAUGUGAUUGAAGAUUUUGGACUCGACGUUUAGUGUUUUCUUGCAACGGGACAUGGUCGUUGGUUAUGUUCAGAUUGUUCACUUUUCAGCUAAGCUGAACUUGGUGCUGUGUAUAUAUACAGGCACUUGAGUAUUACGAUAUAAAUUUAACAUAUUUUUGCAAGAUCUCGGAUUAUGGAGACUAGAUCAGUUAGCCUCGGUAGUAGUGGCCCAAUAGUUAGAUAGUGAUUUGUGUUCAUACACGAGUAUGUGUGUUUCAGUCGCCAUUCUCAUAACAAAAUCUCAUAACAUUAUUGAUUUCCAAAAUUACUUUGAUUUGGAAAACUAGUCAUUCUACCCUGUAAAUGCGUAGAUAAGAAAUAUAUGUGUCUGAUGUCAUUCAGUAUGUUAUUUUGGAAUGUAAGUACCAUGAGCUUACGAAAGCAUCAGAAUGUAUACAUGUUUUUUCGAGCGAUUUUCAAGAACUUGAUUUGUUAUAUGUACAAGAUUAUCACCAAACACUGCUGCCAUUCAUGUUUUGAAAGUAUGAAAGUUGGUGUAUACAAAAUCGCUGAUUUGUAAAAUCGUUAAAUAUAUUGUCAACAACAAGUAUUAUUGUAAACACCCUUUCGUAAGUUUCAAAAGAAUUUGGAAAUGCUGAUAAUAUAAUGUCAGUGUUUAGACGCUUUUAUGGUAAGAGUGGUUGAAUUUCCAUAUUUUCAUUGUAAUUAUUUUCAUUUCCUUCCGAAUUUUGAUGUGAUUUUCUCCUGCACAUGCACGUGCAAUGUUUUUUAUUGGCCUUGAAAUAAUUUCAUUUCAUUUCCCGUUUCAAUCACCCAUCGUAUCUCUGCCCAAAUAUUGAUCCCAUUGUUUUAUGUAGAGUAUGUUAUAUAUACUUACUAAAUUCCUUUUGAAUGUUGAACAUCUAAGGCUGUUAUAGAUGCAUUAUCUUUGUUUUUUACUAAUUUAUUCAGCUGUUUACUUUCAUUAUCUUCCGCAUUAUCUUUUGCAUUAUUUCUUCAUAGUUGCCCGACAUAUAGCUCAUCUACAUUUGCUUAAAUUCAUUUACUAGUUUAUUGCUUAAUGACAUCCAACAUUGCUGUCGUUUUUCUGAUUUGUUCCGAAAUAUGUGUUAACUACUAAAUAAAAUUGACAAAGUUAUAACCGGCGAUCGACAACCUUGAACUGUGAGAGCGUGUUGUACAAUUUACUGAGACAAACUCAAACGUGCAAUAUUUAUGCAAGAGCAUUUUCGCAAAAUAACUUGUUCUCAGAGACGGGUCUUCGUGAACAAAUUUGUGAUGCUGUUGGGAAAUCCCGUGUUUUUAUUAAUGGAGACAGUUUUGGCACUGAUACAAACUGGUGUAAAAUAUAUCAAGUUAAUACUUUAGGAUCUUUUUCAACGCCUCUUGGCGUAAAAUCAUUGGUAUUCUGGACAAUAACGUAAAUGUCAAAUGAUAGCUGUAAAGAUUGGCUUCAUGGAAUGUGACGAAACGAUAAAAGCAUAAAAGUAAAAUUACUUCGAAAUGUUAUGAUUGGCGUUUUGGACACUAUGCAAACUUUAAUCAUUUUAAACAAAUAUUUGCAACUGCUGUUAGCAGUUCAAGGUUGAUUCAUGGCGCUCGUGACAAAGUCUUCCGUUCCCAGCGGUCAAAUAUGCGUCACUGUGUGUUCUGUUUUCUUCUCUGCAAAUGUUGUGUAGACUCGUACCAAAGACCUAGAAGGUUCAACGUCCUAACAUUGUAAAUGCCCAGGCUGAAUCCCUUGGAGGUCGGUGAACACGUAAUCGACGUAUGUGUUCCUUGUAAAUCUGACAUCGAUAUUCAGGGGUCAUUUGGGUUCAGACAAAGUUCCAAAUUCACAAACUGGCACGCAUGUUCUUGAGAACCAUUCCUCUGGUUGGCCUGGAAUUGAACCAUUUUUGACUUAUGCAUACCAACAUGACACCCUUCUGAAUAUAGCGUUAUCGCCAUCAUCUGUAUCGAUAUACCUAUUUAUCGCUAGUGCUGUUGGACGCUUGCCAUUUGGCGAGGUAAGACCGGACUGCCAGAAAAUGAACCUCCAUAUAAGUGCCUUUCAUCUCUACACAACUAUGCAUGAACUCGCCAAUGUUACUGCUUUGUUGUUAUUUAUUUGUUUAUUGUCAUUAGUUAGCACUGCUAUGCAACUCGAGAAGACCUUUCAGCAAUCGGCUGUGAUACGAAGUUUGGUUAAAUCAAUUGAACAUAUGAUCUACAGUAGGUAGCGAGUAUCUUGUCGUUGUUUAAACAUUAUGGUUUGUAAUUUAUGCAUUUAAUAUAGUUUAUUUAAUAUGUUUUACUAUGUACAAAAGAUUUGUAAAUUUCAUUACCGUUUUCAUUAAAUUAUUUCCAAUUAUAUGCCAAAAAAGUGCAAUAUCCUUGAAAGUCAAUCCUUCGUGACCCGCUGUGACUCACCUGAUUAAAAUAAUAUCAAACAGUUCUAGUCACGCUGUUUCGCAUGUGUAGUCUCAUGACAGGUGGUGUUUUCGUCUUUGAGACAAUCAAAUGAAUUUUCUACCAAGAAAAUAUUUUUAUGAUCUUCCAAACUGCACACGUCGUAUUCAGGUGAGCUAAUAGCAUUGCGCAUGCGUGUGUUUGAUAUCAUUAUCAGUCAACUUUCAAGUGUGUGGGCCAAACGAGGUACAUUGCAUCUUGUUAAAACGACAUAUAAUAAACAUUUUUAAAUUUCAAAA